UCAUUGAUCUGUUUAGAGGCUAUGUGGAAAAUGAGACUUUCCCCCAAACAAUCACUGGGUCUUUAAUCGUAGAAGACUUGAACUUCACCACAUGGUGCUAUCCAAACUCCACUGGAGGACUGCAGUGCCAGUGUGAGGACCAGUUUGCCUGGUCAUGUGACAAAUGUGGCCUAUACGGUGCAUGCAGUAAUGUCACCUCCCAAACCUGUGAAUGCAUCAAAGGGCUUCCUCCUGGUGGAGAGUUCUGUGAACCAAUCGCAAAUGUUUCUUCAUGUCCAACAACAACUCCUGUCGCAACAACAGAAACAACAAUUCCUACUUCACCAUAUGAGCCAGUGGAGUUUUAUAUAGACUUGAACUUGCUUUUCCCAAUAUCCAGUCUGCCCCCAAAUUUCAUUGAUCUGUUUAGAGGCUAUGUGGAAAAUGAGACUUUCCCCCAAACAAUCACUGGGUCUUUAAUCGUAGAAGACUUGAACUUCACCACAUGGUGCUAUCCAAACUCCACUGGAGGACUGCAGUGCCAGUGUGAGGACCAGUUUGCCUGGUCAUGUGACAAAUGUGGCCUAUACGGUGCAUGCAGUAAUGUCACCUCCCAAACCUGUGAAUGCAUCAAAGGGCUUCCUCCUGGUGGAGAGUUCUGUGAACCAAUCGCAAAUGUUUCUUCAUGUCCAACAACAACUCCUGUCGCAACAACAGAAACAACAAUUCCUACUUCACCAUAUGAGCCAGUGGAGUUUUAUAUAGACUUGAACUUGCUUUUCCCAAUAUCCAGUCUGCCCCCAAAUUUCAUUGAUCUGUUUAGAGGCUAUGUGGAAAAUGAGACUUUCCCCCAAAACAUAACUUGGUCUUUGAUCGUAGAAGACUUGAACUUCACCACAUGGUGCUAUCCAAACUCCACUGGAGGACUGCAGUGUCAAUGUGAGGACCAGUUUGCCUGGUCAUGUGACAAAUGUGAAGUCUACGGUGCAUGCAGUAAUGUCACCUCCCAAACCUGUGAAUGCAUAAACAGUCUACCUCCUGAUGGAGAGUUCUGUGAACCAAUUUCAUCUUUUGAUCCAUGUUCAUUUACUACAACUACAUCGUCAACAGUAACAACUACAACAAUGCCCAACACAACAACAACAACAAUACAAUUUACACAACCACCACCGACAAGUUUAACAACAACAAACACAACAUCGACAACAACACCAACAACGAACACAACAUCAACCUCAGAACCAACAACAAGCACAACAUCAACAACAGAACCAACAACAAGCACAACAUCAACAACAGAACCAACAACAAACACAGCAUCACCGACAGAACCAACAAGCACAACAUCACCGAUAGAACCAACAAACACAGCAUCACCGAUAGAACCAACAUCACCGACAGAACCAACAAGCACAGCAUCACCGACAGAACCAACAAGCACAACAUCACCGACAGAACCAACAACCACAGCAUCACCGACAGAACCAACAACCACAGCAUCACCGAUAGAACCAACAAGCACAACAUCACCGACAGAACCAACAAGCACAGCAUCACCGACAGAACCAACAAGCACAACAUCACCGACAGAACCAACAAGCACAACAUCAACAACAGAACCAACAACAAGCACAACAUUAGCAAGAAUAACAAUAACUAUGGAUGUUGAAUUCAAGGAAGAAUACAAUCAGGAAGCCAAUGACUUUCACAGAACUGUUAGCAACAUUAUCAGAGAUGAAGGAACAAACCAACGAGCAGAAACAAAAUUAAUUGAUUUCCGGAGAGGAAGUACCAUUGCCCAAUAUGAAGUCAAGGCUCCCCCUUCUAAUACACCAGUCAUUCAGACCAUAAAAUUAAAAAUAUCUAACAACCUGGCAAAGUUGUACCCUGUGAUAUUUGACGCCUCGGAUUCCCUAAUGUUUUGGCCAAAUGAUGAAUUUUAUGAGCAAACAGUGACUGUAACAUGUGGCCCUCCACCAGUGGAUAUAUAUUUUGGCACUGUCUCAGCAGCAGAGUGGAGACGUAACAUGGAUCUCAUAUCGGAAGAUGAAGAACACAGAAUUUCAGUUAAGAAUGGAAUAUCAAACUUAACUGUGUCAAGGUUUAUUAGCUCUGACGAUGGAGUUUAUGAAUGUCGGCUCAUGCGCACACACGACAAAGCAUUUUUUCGUCAGAAAUCUGCAACAUCAUUCAGUCUGAAAACAAAACCCACAAUCACAGUCUCACCAAUCAGACAGUAUGUUAAAUGUUCUGGAGGAAUUGUGGCUCUGAAGUGCAGUGUGAGUGGUGGGUAUCAGGUUGAGUUUCCGGACAUUCCUGGAGCAGGCACUGGAAAUUUGAUUAGCUAUAAUUAUGCUACACCUCAAGGCUGUGAACAAGGAGAAAAGACAUUACUCUGUCAGUUAAAAAACAAGCCUUUAUUUACAAAUACAAUAACACUAGAGUUAUCCUCUCACAACGCUGUGUGUAAAAGUGACACAUUUGGCCAAGGAUAUAUAGGCUACAAAGCUGCAGUGCCCUGUUCCCAACCAAACAAGGUGGGAGAAAUAACUGCAGUGUGUAAGGAGAGUACCAAAUUUGAAGAUGUUGAAGACAACUGUAUCCUGUUGCCAGUUCAGGAGCUUCUUGACCAGUCCCGGUUCUUGACUGCCACUACAUUGCCAGUAUUUUUGGAACAGCUCAGGAACGUCAUUGUCAAUUUUACUGAUGAAGUGAUUAAAUCUUCAGCCAACAUUAAAGCUAUUGUGAAAAUACUCACCAAUGUUGCCAACAUAUUGUCAUCCUCCAAUAUCCCAAUUAGCAGAGAUUCAAUGGAGAAUGUCCUGAAAACAGCAGGGGUUCUCACCAUCAAUGGAACAACAUGGAACUUUCUGAACAUUGACACCAAAAACAACUCAAACAACACUGAUGUUAAAAGUGUCAGCUCAUCAUUAUUGAAGUCCCUUGAAACAAUAACAUCUCAUCUUGUCAAUAAAACCUUUGACAUUAAGACAGAAUUUAUUCAGUUAAACAGAACUACAUUCACAGACACUUUCAAUGCUGAAUUUAAUUCUUCAGUGACAAUAAAAAUACCAGAGUCUAAUGGAGAUAACAAAACAAUCACUAUGAUAGUAUUUAACUCGUUAGAUAACGUACUACCUGCAAGAGAUGAGGCCAAUUCAUUGCUCAACUCUAUAAACGGCAGGGUUGUACUUGUUCAGUCCAGUGGCCAAAUCAAUAAUAUCUCUUUCACAUUUGAUAUUUUAAAUGAUACACUGGGAAACCCUGAAUGUGUCUUCUGGAACUUCAGCCUCUUUGAUGGUCUGGGAGGAUGGGAUGGCAAAGGCUGCGAGUUAGUGUUAAACCUGAAUGAAACAGAAACUGUCACCUGCAACUGCAACCACCUGACCUCAUUCUCCAUCCUCAUGUCACCGAACAGUCCGAAGAAACUCUAUUUGGACAUUAUAACCUACAUUGGAGUUGGCAUUUCAAUGGGAUCCUUGGUCAUAUGUCUCAUCAUUGAAGGCCUCAUUUGGAGAAAAAUAAGAAACAAUGAAACCUCUUACUUGCGUCAUGUUGCCAUUGUUAACAUCGCCAUUUCCCUCCUGAUUGCAAACAUUUGGUUUAUAAUUGGAGCAGCCAUUUCAGAUGCAGAAGUUAAAAACCCCCCAGCAUGCACUGCAGCUACCUUUUUUAUUCAUUUUUUCUACCUAGCCCUGUUCUUCUGGAUGCUGGCUUCAGCUAUGCUGCUGCUCUACCGUACAACUAAUGUUUUUGGUGGGGGUUUGUCUAAAGCAUCUAUGCUGGCCAUUGGAUUUUUUCUAGGCUACGGAGCUCCUCUCAUCAUUGCAACAGUAACUAUAGCUGCAACUGCACCUGACAACGGAUACAUCCGAGAAAAUACCAUAUGCUGGCUCAACUGGGAUAAGUCCAAAGCUCUGCUGGCAUUUGUGAUUCCUGCACUUUCAAUAGUGGUGAUAAACCUCAUUAUCCUGGUUGUGGUUUUGUACAAAAUUAUAAGGAGAAGGGUUGGAACAACUGCUGCACAAGCAGAGGAAAGGCAUGUCUUAGUGGUUAUUGCCAAGAGCUUGGCUGUGCUCACACCAUUUUUUGGCAUAACUUGGGGUUUGGGAGCUGGAAUUCUGGCUGAUCCAACAAAUGAAGGAAUCCAUAUUGCAUUUGCAUUCUUCAAUUCGCUACAGGGCUUCUUUAUUUUGGUGUUUGGAACACUGCUGGAUGGUAAGGUGCGGUCAGCAAUAGCAUCAUGGUCACAGCCCUCCAGAAGUAGGACAGGGAGCACAAGUGCUGGAAACUCAACAUCAAUUCAACUUCCAUUUUUAGGGAACUGGAGACGUGGAAGAGAUGGCUACCACAUGACAUCCAGUGCAUCCACUGAUUUCCAUUCGGCUAGCAACACAUAAUGUGUACAGAAAACUGUGGUUAUUCAGAUAACCAACAAGAAGUCAGGCUUUUUCCCCGAAACCCUGGCUGAUUGGGACCCACACCCAUUUUCAAACCUUGGCUCAGGUGAUUAGAGGAUAAUCAGGGGGUCCUUUUGUCCCUCUUUGGGGGGAACUCCCACUAGGUUUAAAUCUGGGACUCUCCACCAUUUGACCUUAGAACUGAAGAAGCUUCUCGGAUGAGAGGUGAAACGUCUUCAAGCAACUCAAAUAAGUCCAGACGCUUUCUUUGCAAGCUCCUUUGACCUGUCAUCAUGAUGUUAUGUCUGAUUGGUGUUUAUCUGUGGAUGUGUGUGUUUGCAUGUGUGCAUUUAUGCUGGCUGAAAACAAAUAUACCACGGUUCCUGAAUACAAUUAGUAGGUCAUUAGCAAGACUAUAGAAAUUGACUGCUUGUAUAUAAAGGUUCAUGUUACUGCAGAUUUUUUCUGUGUUUUUUGUGUUAUUGCAGGAUCUUUACCUUACAAAAUAAAGUGC
Messenger RNA from Oreochromis aureus, 4893 nucleotides. RefSeq names its product adhesion G protein-coupled receptor F4-like. Gene Ontology annotation, cellular component: membrane. Gene Ontology annotation, molecular function: G protein-coupled receptor activity. NCBI's taxonomy places the organism in Eukaryota, Metazoa, Chordata, Actinopteri, Cichliformes, Cichlidae. The coding region runs from base 1104 to 4379 and encodes 1091 amino acids. The record is from RefSeq and is a predicted model, not a curated record. The transcript has 23 exons. Gene Ontology annotation, biological process: G protein-coupled receptor signaling pathway; cell surface receptor signaling pathway.